AUGAAAGCAGUCGUAAUCUCCUCUUUCGGUGGGCCGGAAGUCCUAGCACACCAAGAAGUCCCCAAGCCAACACCAACCGUUGGGGAAGUACUAGUUCGUGUGAAAGCAUUCGGUGUUAACCAUGCAGAAAUGCACAUGCGGAAAGGCGGCGAGUGGGACGAAUGGAAUCCCAUUACUGGUCUCGAGUGCGUUGGUCUCGUCGAGGCGUGCCCAGGUGGCGAAGUUCCUGUGGGCAGCAAGGUCAUGGGUGCCAUGGGCGGAAUGGGUCGAAACCGACCAGGCGGAUAUGGCGAGUUCGUCAAUGUACCGGCUGCCAAUGUUGUAGUCAUUGAGACUCACAUGCCGUGGGAGCAGCUGGCGGCAAUCCCCGAGGUCUACAGCACAGCUUGGUCGUGUCUAUUCACCAUCCUGGACUUAAAGUGUGGGGAGAGAUUACUACUUCGUGGCGCGACUAGUACCAUCGGCCAAGCAGCUUUGAACCUAGCCGUCGACUCGGGCGCUGUCGUUACAGCAACUACCAGGCGAGAGGAGAGGUUCCAGUGGUUGAAGGAUAUUGGUGCCUCGAAUGUCUUGCUUGAGCAAUCCGGUCUUGAGAAACAGCUCAGCGACGGGCAGAGAUUCGACAAGACCCUCAACCUAGUCGGCAACAGAGUCCUCUUAGAAUCGAUUUCGCUCACGAAGGCGGGCGGUCGAAUGUUGCAAGCGGGUUGGCUUGGUGGCCUGGCACCUGUCCAAGAGUUCAAUCCCAUGGUGCAGAUGGAAUCUGGUGUGCAUUUCAGCCUCUUUCAUAGCAAGGUGCUAGGGACACCCACGUUUCCCAUGUCUGAAAUUCCGUUGCAGGGCAUUGUGGACAAGAUAGAAAAUGGCGCUUGGGACGCAAAGCCAACGAAAGUUUUCGAGUACGAGAAUGUUGUCGAUGCACAUAGGGCUUUGGACUCUCAUGAUGCUGGGGGCAAAAUUGUUGUUAAGCAUUAA
Messenger RNA from Neoarthrinium moseri, 975 nucleotides. RefSeq lists its product as uncharacterized. Gene Ontology annotation, molecular function: oxidoreductase activity. The record is from RefSeq and is a predicted model, not a curated record. The transcript has a single exon. NCBI's taxonomy places the organism in Eukaryota, Fungi, Ascomycota, Sordariomycetes, Amphisphaeriales, Apiosporaceae. Bases 1 to 975 code for a protein of 324 amino acids.